Messenger RNA from Ramularia collo-cygni, 675 nucleotides. RefSeq lists its product as uncharacterized. The record is from RefSeq and is a predicted model, not a curated record. The transcript has 4 exons. Bases 1 to 675 code for a protein of 224 amino acids. Lineage: Eukaryota; Fungi; Ascomycota; Dothideomycetes; Mycosphaerellales; Mycosphaerellaceae.
AUGUACGCCGAAAACAUGUGGUCGAAGGCUUUUUGGAUACCCUUUUGGACCCUUCAACUGGUCUCGGCAAGCAUAUUUUUGGCAAUAUCGGCAGUAUCUCUGGGGAUCUGGAGAAGUUCCGGUGACGACUACGAUUAUGGGAUCGACACGGAACUUACCAAGCACCCGCAAAGAUUGGACAGCGCYGUCAAUGUGGUUUCCGGUGUUUUCAUCGGAAUCUCCGCCCUGACUAUUGCGAUGAACGGGAUCGAGAUCAUUCUGUUUGCUCGGAAACGAUUAAGCGCGGUAUCGGUAGUCGUAUUCAACUCGGUCACCACAGCCUUAUGGCUCGGGAUGGUAGUGCUUCUUGCCCUCGCAGCUGUCGGUGGGGCGGCGCCAGUAUUUACUUGGAUCGUUAUCAUCGUUGCUUUUGCCGCUAGCACAGGCAAGCUUGCAUAUGGUUCCGUCAUUCUGCAUCGUUCCCGUAAGCGGUUUACCCACCGAAAAGGCGCAUAUACUUCGGCAGCUGCAGCAGUGGAGUCCGGACUCGACUCGUCACCAAGCGGACCUCACACCGCGUACAAUGCGCACGACACUGCCUUACGCCAUGUCGCACCAUCUGCUUAUCAGCACUCCAGUGGCGCAGCAGACGAAUACUACGACCCCGAAAGCAUGCGUAGCGCUCGGUGCGCAUGA